Caenorhabditis remanei is the source of this 1539-nucleotide messenger RNA. RefSeq lists its product as uncharacterized. Gene Ontology annotation, molecular function: glycerol-3-phosphate O-acyltransferase activity. The record is from RefSeq and is a predicted model, not a curated record. Gene Ontology annotation, biological process: triglyceride biosynthetic process. NCBI's taxonomy places the organism in Eukaryota, Metazoa, Nematoda, Chromadorea, Rhabditida, Rhabditidae. The coding region runs from base 1 to 1539 and encodes 512 amino acids. The transcript has 8 exons. Gene Ontology annotation, cellular component: endoplasmic reticulum.
AUGAUUUUCCUGUUGUUUUGGUUUCUCAUUUUACUGCUCAUUUUCUUGGCGGUCACUGGCAAAACAUUGGGACUCCGAGAGCUAUACGUUAACACUUUGAUUCGAAUUUUUGAGUGGGGAGCUACACUCAGUGAAGAAGCAGAUAAUGAAUCAGUCGUCGAAGAGUUCUCAGAAGAACAACCCGCUAAGAAAAUCAGACGAUCUUCUUCUUCCGCAGAUCUUGGUAUCAUCAAUCGAGAGAAAUCUGACAUCAUAGACGCCAAACUGCAUGAGACCAAUGUUCCGGAAGCAAAACAAACGACAGUCAGCGUUCUUGUCGAUGAUACUUUGGAUUUCAUUACGGCUGGAAUGGAAGCAGUCAUUGAGGACCAAGUCACAAAUCGGUUCUCUGCUGCCCAACUCCCAUCAUGGAACUUAUUGAGUCGGACCAAGUUCUCAUUUCAUUUCCUCAAUUGGCAACUCACAAUGUUAUGGAUUGCUGGAUUCAUGUUCCGUUACUACGUUCUGGUACCAUGUCGGAUCGCUUUGUUUGCUAUUGCAAUUGUAUUGAUGAUCGUGUCUACUUCUAUUAUCGGAAUGGUCCCACACGCGAAAACUCGAAAGUUCCUCAACAGAAGAUGCAUGCUGAUGUGUAUGAGAAUCUACUCUCGUGCCUUCUCCAGUGUCAUUCGAUUCCACGACAAAGAGAACAGAGCCAACAAAGGAGGAAUCUGUGUCGCCAACCAUACAUCUCCAAUCGAUGUGAUGGUUCUGUCUUGUGAUAACUGUUAUGCAAUGAUUGGUCAGAAGCAAGGAGGAUUCCUUGGGUUCCUUCAAACCACUCUUAGUCGUUCUGAACAUCAUAUCUGGUUUGAGAGGGGAGAGGCUGGAGAUCGUAAACAAGUCAUGAAUAGAAUGCGUGAGCACGUCGACGACGAGAACAAACUACCGAUCAUCAUCUUUCCCGAAGGAACUUGCAUCAACAACACAUCCGUCAUGAUGUUCAAAAAGGGUUCAUUUGAGAUUGGCUCAACAAUUUAUCCAAUUGCUGUCAAAUACGAUACUCGUCUGACUGAUGCCUUCUGGAACAGUAGCGCUCAAUCCUACGGAAGAUAUUUGUGGAGUAUGAUGACAUCGUGGGCAAUUAUCUGCGAUGUUUGGUAUCUGCCGCCAAUGACAAGAGGAGAGAAUGAAGAUUCUAUUUCCUUUGCGAAAAGAGUAAAGCGAGCAAUUGCAAAGAAGGGAGGGUUGAUUGACUUGGAAUGGGAUGGAGCAUUGAAAAGAGAACGGGUAUCAAGCAAACUUGUCACGCUGCAGCAAAAACUCUACUUUGAACGUCUUGCCAGAACCACAACACUUAAUGCAAUGUUGGAAGAGAAAUCCAGUGAUAUUCUGAAUAUUAUGCAAGGAAUCACAGAAGAAGAGCGAAAUGAACUUCUCAAACAAAUUGAUGAGCAGGAUGACGAAGAGGAAAUGAUUAGAAAGAUCUCAUCGAUGAAGCCAAAAUUCAGAAUCGGGGGACAAGAAGGUGAUGAGCGAGAGCACAUCAAGUCUGACUGA